GUUGUACGAUACAGGUUUGAGGUGUACUGUGGAAAAAAGGAGACUGGUGGUGCGUCCGGCUCCACCGACUACAAGUCCGGACUGGCCGCCGUCGCGCGCAACUUACGAGAAGUUUUUGGUCCUUCACCUCCUGCGGAUGGAGCGAUGCGCCUUGUCGUCACGGAUAGGUUUUACUCUGCGGUUCCUCUCUCGAUGCAGUUGCUCACGAUGGGGUUCUACUCAAUUGGCACCGUCCGCACCGACCGUCUCGGGCUGAGCACGAAGCUGAUCCCGAAGAAGAAGAAGGGCGGCAAAAAGAAGCCGCCCAAAAUACCCAAGAAUCGUCCAGCCAGUAUCGGGAGAGGCACAUACAUCGUCUCCGACGCGUUGCACAUUCCUGGCAUGAGGGUUUUGCGUUGGUGGGACACCCGAGCCGUGCACAUGUUGAGCACUGGCGGAAGUGUUGCCAUGGACCGGAUCGUACGCCGUGACAAGAUGACUGGCGAGCAGCAUGAAGUGGCAUGCCCGCGCAUCGUCAAGGACUAUCAGACCUACAUGGGCGACGUGGACUUGCACGACCAAUUGCGUCUACAAAGGUGA
This is a messenger RNA of Phytophthora sojae, 579 nucleotides long. RefSeq lists its product as hypothetical. The annotation marks the transcript as partial. The transcript has a single exon. The record is from RefSeq and is a predicted model, not a curated record. Lineage: Eukaryota; Oomycota; Peronosporomycetes; Peronosporales; Peronosporaceae.